Messenger RNA from Populus nigra (black poplar), 1962 nucleotides. RefSeq lists its product as uncharacterized. Gene Ontology annotation, molecular function: metal ion binding. The coding region runs from base 240 to 1727 and encodes 495 amino acids. The record is from RefSeq and is a predicted model, not a curated record. The transcript is spliced from 7 exons. Lineage: Eukaryota; Viridiplantae; Streptophyta; Magnoliopsida; Malpighiales; Salicaceae.
UCUUUCAGUUUUAGCCCUUCCAAGCCAGAGCAAGAACAGAGCAAAAAGGUGACACUGACCCUGAUAUUCAUCUUUUAAAGAUUCUCCUUUGUUAAACAAUCAAAACCCUACUCGUCAGUGGGUUCAUUAGAGACCAAAUAAACUAAAUUGAAAUCACCAUUGAAGGUUCUUCUUUUUUUGGUCUUUUGAGCCACUUGUAAUUUAACUACGAGGCAGAAUUAGACGUGACAUAUAGAAGCAUGGUUACUGCCCAGCAUCCAAAGAGGAGAGUGGCAUUUAUCCUGAUUGAUGGGUUGGGUGAUGUAUCAUUGCCAAGGCUUGGAUACAAGACUCCUUUGCAAGCAGCAAACGUGCCUAACUUAGAUGCUAUUGCAUCUGCCGGAGUUAAUGGCCUUAUGGACCCUGUUGAAGUAGGCUUGGGUUGUGGAAGUGACACUGCUCACCUUUCUUUAUUAGGUUAUGACCCACGAGUGUACUACAAGGGUCGAGGAGCCUUUGAGUCCAUGGGUGCUGGAUUGGCAAUGUCUCCUGGCGAUAUUGCAUUCAAAUCAAAUUUUGCAACAUUAGAUGAGGAAACUGGAAUAGUCACCAGUAGAAGGGCUGACAGGCAUUUUGAUAAAGAAGGGCCAAUUCUCUGUGCAGCUCUGGAUGGAAUGAAGUUGCCGUCUUUCCCGGAAUAUGAAGUCAGAGUCAGGUAUGCCACAGAACAUAGAUGUGGAGUGGUGGUGAAAGGGCCAAGACUGAGUUGUAAUAUAUCAGGAACAGAUCCACUGAAGGACAACCGCUUACUUCUUCAAGCUGAAGCCUUAGAUGACACUGAUGAGGCAAGACAUACAGCUGCAGUUGUUAAUGAGUUAUCCAGGGAGAUAUCUCGUAUUCUGGUUUCUCACCCAUUAAACGCAAAACGAGCAGCAGAAGGAAAGAAUAUUGCUAAUGUUGUCCUCUUACGAGGAUGUGGCAUUCGAAUUGAGGUUCCUUCUUUUGAAAAUAAACAUGGUUUAUGGCCAUGCAUGGUAGCUCCCACUAAAAUCAUAGCUGGUUUAGGGCUAUCAUUAGAUAUUGAUAUCCUAGAAGCUCCUGGAGCAACUGGAGAUUAUCAAACACUUUUGACUUCCAAAGCAACGGUCAUAGCUAAGGCACUCUCAGCUCCAUUGGCGCCUUCUCCCAAUGUAUUUGUACCAGGGGAGGACGAGCACAAACCAGGACAACCAGAUGGCUAUGAUUUUGGGUUUCUCCACAUUAAGGCAAUAGAUGAUGCAGGCCAUGACAAGGCAAGCAUUUUGAAAGUUAAAGCAUUGGAAGCUGUGGAUCGAGCUAUAGGCCAGCUGGCCAAGCUCCUCUUGCAGGCAGAAUCAACUGGAAAGUUCCAGUACUUCCUUUGUGUCACUGGAGAUCACUCUACACCAGUUGAAUACGGAGACCAUAGUUUUGAACCAGUUCCAUUUUCCAUGUGCCGGUUGAGAGAUUUUGUGGGUGCGGUAGGUGGAGAGUCUAUCAUAAUGGAAACUUCCCUUGAUCCAUUUCCUCUUCCAGUUGUUAAGGCUGGUGAAAACCUAGUGGAAACUGAGAGCGCAGAAAAGGAGAGGAGCAGCAAACAGCUUAAAGCUUUCAGUGGUGAUUCAGUUUGUGAACUUAGUGAGAUAGCAGCAGCAAGAGGAUGCCUUGGACGGUUUCCUGGGGGACAAAUGAUGGGUAUUAUCAAGGCAUUUCUUGAACUAAAUGCUUGAGCUGCUUCUCUACAAACUUCCAGCGGGCCUGGGGUUCUGAAUAAGAUUUAAUAAAGCUGCUGGGAGUUGUACGAUUGAGAAGCAACAUUGGCACGAGAGGAGUUUUCACAUUGUAAUUUACUAAUUUGAUUAGUUCUAAUAAAACAAUGUGCGACUAGCAAAUGAUUUUUUCUUUCUCUGUUUUUGGGGAGGUCCAAAUGGUCUUCGAUAUAUAGAAGAGUCGUCAUUUUCGCCA